This is a messenger RNA of Corticium candelabrum, 840 nucleotides long. RefSeq lists its product as uncharacterized. The coding region runs from base 67 to 705 and encodes 212 amino acids. Gene Ontology annotation, cellular component: cytoplasm; axon; nucleus. The record is from RefSeq and is a predicted model, not a curated record. Gene Ontology annotation, biological process: cytoplasmic microtubule organization; establishment of mitotic spindle orientation; nuclear migration. The transcript has 5 exons. Gene Ontology annotation, molecular function: microtubule plus-end binding. NCBI's taxonomy places the organism in Eukaryota, Metazoa, Porifera, Homoscleromorpha, Homosclerophorida, Plakinidae.
AAAGUCCCGGAUGUAUGUAUAGCAACGCGUUGCGUUCUUGUUUGAGGCUUCUGCAUAGGCGCUUUGAUGUUGUAUCGUAAUGUGCGCGUCGGUGCACGAGUUUUGGUGCAGCUUGAUGAAUUUCCGAACGAUGCACUUGUUGGGACUGUGAGGUACAAGGGGAGAGUUGUGAUGCAGAGAGGAGUGUGGGUAGGAUUAGAGAUGGACACGUCAGUACAAGGCCACAGCGGUCUUUACUGGGGACAACGAUACUUCGAAUGUCAAGAUGGCCACGGAGUAUUUGUCAAACCAGCAGCUUUAGACUUCAUUCCAAGUCCACGAAGGUCUCAUAACUCGUAUAGAAAAAUCGCAAAGAAUUGCUACAUCGAUGAAGACUUAUUUGAAAGGCCUCUCUACGUGAAGCUACAAGAAUCACAGACAGACAGACCACUCGUUGCUGAUCAAUGGAAACCCAAACCAACAGGUGAUGUCUUUCGAAAUGCCAGGAUGUACAGGAAGGCGUGUCCAGUUAGUGGUCACAUGAGAGCGGCGACAGCAACAGGGUCACGCUCAUCGACUCAAACUGAUCAACGUGACGUUCGCUCACCAUCAGGACACGGUAGCAUUAGACAAGCUUUUCAGACGGGAACGUACCGAUGCAGCACUCCCAGCAUACCAUCAACACACAACCCACUGAUAGAACGACAUCACCACGUGUCAUUCUAGACGCUCCAUCCGUUCAUCAACUCAUCACAGUCGUACAGAUUUUGCCUCUUAGAUACACACAAUUGGUUUAAUGUUUUUAGUUACUACUCAGAUUUAUUGAUAUCAAUUAUAUUAACAGCAGAAAAAGUUUAAAUA